Messenger RNA from Poecilia latipinna (sailfin molly), 2946 nucleotides. It is a transcript of the gene mboat2b, whose product is annotated as membrane bound O-acyltransferase domain containing 2b. The record is from RefSeq and is a predicted model, not a curated record. Lineage: Eukaryota; Metazoa; Chordata; Actinopteri; Cyprinodontiformes; Poeciliidae. The transcript is spliced from 13 exons. The coding region runs from base 295 to 1653 and encodes 452 amino acids. Gene Ontology annotation, cellular component: membrane. Gene Ontology annotation, molecular function: acyltransferase activity. Gene Ontology annotation, biological process: lipid modification.
AGUAAUUUCUGGUAUUUCAGUAACUGAGUCAGGAGAAAUAAUAGAAUAUGUUUAUACUGAGAGGUGAUGGGUGAAAAGGGAAGGUGUGAGGGAUACAGAUGGAGGAGAAAGUAAAGAUCUGGGUGACGAGGGAGGAGAAAGAGGGUCUCAGAGGGAGGAGGGGGAGCAGCCAGACAGGGUGAGGAGGAGGAGGAGCAGGAAGAAGAGGACGACGCUCAGGCAGACUAAUAGAGCAGCCUCCCGGUGGAUCACGGAGCUGCUGCAGCCGGAACCCCAAGCAGCGCAGCCGGAGCCAUGGCCGACGAAAGCACCCGAACCACGGCCUGCACCGGCUCCAGCCUCCUGCAGCCGGUCAGCGAGAUGACCAACCUGCCGCUGGAUCAGGUCAACUUCGUGGUGUGUCAGCUCUGCGCUCUGAUCUCAGCCUUCUGGUUUCGUCUCUUCCUCCAUCCCAGUAAAACCAGUCCUUUCAUUAGACAUGUGGUGGCGACUGUGCUGGGGCUCUACUUCGCCCUGUUCUGCUUCGGCUGGUAUGCGCUUCACUUCCUGCUUCAGAGCGGACUCACCUACGGCAUCAUGAUCCUGACCGGAGUCGAGCACAUGCACAAGUAUUGCCUCGUGGUGGCUCUCAGCUACCUGAGUCUGUGCCAGAUCACUCGAGUCUACGUCUUUGACUACGGCAUGUACUCUGCUGACUUCACAGGUCCCAUGAUGGUGAUAACUCAGAAGAUCACAAGCCUGGCCUUUGAGAUCCAUGAUGGAAUGGCUCGGAAGGAAGAACAUCUGACCGCAGGACAGAAGAUUUUAGCCAUAAGGAGAAUGCCGAGCCUUCUCGAGUAUUUCAGCUACAACUGUAACUUCAUGGGGAUUCUGGCUGGUCCAACCUGCUCUUACAACGACUACAUUGCCUUCAUCGAGGGGAAACCGUAUCGCCACCGAGAACAAGAGGCCGACAAAUCCAAGACCAGACUGGGUCAAGGCGAGCCAUCGCCAAACAUGGAGGUGGUUCGUAAAGUGGCCACCUCCUUCUUCUGCCUGCUGGUCUUCCUGUCGGUGUGUAAAGUAUUUCCAGUGGAACGAAACAUCGAGGACGACUUCAUUGCCAACACACCGUUCUAUGCCCAGGUGGUCUACCUGUACCUCUCCAUGCUAACCACACGACCCAAGUAUUACUUUGUCUGGACACUCGCUGAUGCCAUCAACAAUGCUGCCGGCUUUGGUUUUAAUGGCUAUGACAUUAACGGCGCCCCCUGCUGGGACCUGAUCUCCAACCUGAGGAUACUCAACAUUGAGCUUGCCACCAGUUUCAAAGUUUUUCUUGACAACUGGAACAUUCAGACGGUGCAAUGGCUCAAAAGGGUUUGUUACGAGCGAUGUCCCUACCACCCAACAGCAGCCACGUUCAUCCUGUCCGCCAUGUGGCACGGCGCCUAUCCAGGAUACUACCUAACCUUCCUGACCGGCAUCAUUGUCACGCUGGCAGCCAGAGCGGUGAGACACAAAGUUCGGCCCCACUUCCUGCAUUCUGCAGAAAGUGUCUGUAAAAGACAUAUUGUGAGUGGCAUUUUGAAAGACUUGAAAGAUUUUACAGCGACCCUAUAUUUCUGGAGAAACAAAAUAGAUACAGUUUGGUUGUUACGACAAACUAAAUAAUUAAGUGGUUUGUCAUGUUUUAAGAGGUAAAUUAAUAUAGAUCUAAGUGCAUUUUGUGUUUCUUGGGGGUUAAGUUUAUUCUGAUUUAUAGAUAUUUUUGCCAGUAAUACUAAAUGAGUGUUUCAUUGUGUGUAAAACAAUUUGUAAUUUUGCUGAAAUAAAUUUCAACAAUUUUAUUUCAAACGUUCAGUUUGCACACAUAGUUCUAAUAAUUAUCAAGGAGACCGUGCCACUCACAAUAUGGAGGACGCACUGAAGCCAACAUGGCGGUUACCCUUCUAUGUCUGUUGGUCAAAAAAUGCUGAAGAAAAGUUUAGAAAUUUUGAUUUUGUCUUGUUUUUUGUUUUCGUCGCAACCUGACUGAAUUAGAAUAACAUUAAAAAAGUUUUUUGUUGACAACAAUACAAUCAGAUUUUUGUAUAAACCAAGGAUUUUGCACUGUGGUGAGAUUCUAGGUUUUCUGGCACCAACAUAUGAUAGAAUAUGGUCUUUAAAUUUAAAACGGAAAAUAUUUUGUUCCAGUAUUGGUUCAGUUUUAAAUCUGAAUUACAGAAAAUAUAUAAUUUUUGACAGGGCUUUUAAAUCCAAGUGCAAAGAUGCUACAGUGAGGUGGGUUUUGCUAACUGCACACAUUUCCACCUGUAAAACAGAAUAUGUGAGAAAUAAAAUAGUAUUUGACCAUACAGUAAGUUUGAUGAGACAAAAGUGACAUAAAACAGUAUUAUACGAGUUGAUUUACAAUAAUUUCACACUAGAAGUAGCUAUAAGAAGCUUGUAGCUUUAAAUAAAUUAGGUUUUCCCACUUCCUGAAUGCCCAGUUUUUACAUUUGUUUAAGUUUAGGUGAGUGUUGGCUGUGAGUUAUGCUGUAGCCAUGAUUUUUAUGGGUUUCUCUCUGUUCCAUCAAUGUUUUCUUUGGGAGAUAAAAAAAAAAGCGCAGCUUAAGGAAAAUUUACCUAGCCUUCAUUGUUUUGUUCAAUUAAAAAAAAUCUGUAUUUAAUUGUUUGCUUUAAUGUUAGCUAGUGGUUUAAUUUAGCUAUAAUUACUCAUAUUUUGAGUUAUUUACCAAACGGAUCCAUGUGUAAAUUUAAUCACCAAUAUUUUUGUUGUUUAAUUUAUUUUAACACUGAGUGUAGCUGAAAAAUUGUGCUGGAAUAGCUACUUUGUGUUUACUUUUGAGCUUUAAGCUUGCUAAUUGUUAGCUAAUUGAACAUCAAGGGAGCUAGCUAAAACUGAGUUCCAAAUAAAAACCAAUUAAUAUUUGUCCUGCACAUCCUCACCUUAAAAUUCGAUAA